AUGGCAUUGGCGAUUGGGCUGCUGGAGUGCAAGAUUAAGGGGUUCCUGGACCAGCCGUACUCCUGGGAGAAGUUAGCUGACAUCCCCAAGGUUUUCUGGUUCUACCGCAACCCAGUCUCAGAAUACAUCUCCGAGCACUGGCAGGAAGAUUCUUUCUUCAGGUACCAGUUCCUGAAUGGGAUCAACCCGGUGGUGAUCUGGAAGUGCACAGUGCUCCCAGAGAACUUCCCCGUGAUGGAGGAGAUGGUGGCCGGCUCCCUGGGGGAGGGCACCAACCUGCGGGAAGAGCUCAAGAAAGGGAACAUCUUCCUGAUGGAUUACAAGAUCCUGGAGAGGAUUCCCACCACACAGCUGAACGGGGAACAGUAGUACCUGGCUGCACCACUCUGCCUGCUGUACCUGACACCUGGUGGGCAGGUCAUCCCCUUGGCCAUCCAGCUCAACCAGCACCCGGGCCCCGACAGCCCCAUCUUCCUGCCCAGUGACUCCGAAUGGAACUGGACCCUGGCCAAGAUCUGGGUGCACCUGGCCAACUUCCGUGUCCAUGAGGUCAACACCCACCUGCUGGAGGCACAUUUCCUCUGCGAGGUCUAUUGCAUGGCCACACUGCGCCAGCUGCCCAUGUGCCAUCCUGUCUACAAGCUCCUGAUCCCCCACACCGGCUACACCCUGCACAUCAACAUCCUGGCUAGAACCAACCUCAUCCAGCCGGGAGGGGGCUUCGACAAGGCCUCCUCGACAGGUCGAGACAGGAUGCUGAAGCUGCUGGCCAAGAGUGUGGAGAAUGUGAGCUAUGAUGUGCUCUGUCUGCCGGACAACCUGGAAGCUCGUGGUGUCAGUUCGCUCCCCAAUUACUACUACCGGGAUGAUGGCAUGAGGAUCUGGACAGUGGUGGAGAGUUUUGUCUCUGGCAUCAUUGGGCUGUACUACCAGAGCAAUGACACUGUCGAGAAGGACUCCGAGCUGCAGGCCUGGGUGGCAGAGAUCUUCACCAAAAGGUUUAUGGGCAGGAAGUCAUCCGGUGUCCCCUCCAUAUUGCAGACCAGAGCUGAGCUUAUCAAGUUCCUCACCAUGAUCAUCUACUGCAGCUCGGCCCGGCAUGCCGCUGUCAACAGCGGGCAGUAUGACCUUGGUGCCUGGAUGCCCAACUUCCCGUCCUCCAUGAGGAACCCCCCGCCCCAGGCCAAGGGCACCACCUCCCUGGAGAGCUACCUAGACACCAUCCCGGAGGUCAACAGCACCAGCCUCGCUAUCUUCACUCUCUGGGUCAUCUGCUGCGAGCCGGGAGAUUCGAGAUCCCUGGGCACAUAUCCCAAUGAGCACUUCGUGGAGGAGGAGCCCAAGCGGCUGAUCGCAGCCUUCCAGGGGCACCUGGCCCAGAUCUCCCAGGAGAUCCAAGAGAGGAACAAAUCACUCCCCAUUCCCUACCGCUACCUGGAUCCCCACCAAAUCGAGAACAACACGUCCAUCUGA
Molecule: messenger RNA, 1473 nt
Organism: Terrapene triunguis (Three-toed box turtle)
Lineage: Eukaryota; Metazoa; Chordata; Testudines; Emydidae
Product: hydroperoxide isomerase ALOXE3-like
Exons: 11
Biological process (GO): lipid oxidation; linoleic acid metabolic process
Molecular function (GO): iron ion binding; oxidoreductase activity, acting on single donors with incorporation of molecular oxygen, incorporation of two atoms of oxygen
Source: RefSeq, a predicted model, not a curated record